CGACUGAGCCACCCAGGGGCAGCUUCAAAAGCCCAGCACGCUCUCAAAACAAAGGAAGACGGGUCCUCGGGUCCUCGACUGCAGAGGAAGCAGGAAGAGCCGACCCGCUUGGAGCCCAGCUGCUGGGGCCUAGGGACAGCGGGAUGGAGUCCGUGGCCCUGUACAGUUUCCAGGCCACGGAGAGUGAUGAGCUUGCCUUCAACAAAGGGGACACGCUCAAGAUUCUGAACAUGGAAGACGACCAGAACUGGUACAAGGCUGAGCUCCGAGGCGCUGAGGGCUUUAUUCCCAAGAACUACAUCCGUGUCAAGCCUCACCCGUGGUACUCGGGCAGGAUUUCCCGGCAGCUGGCCGAAGAGAUUCUGAUGAAGCGGAACCACUUGGGAGCCUUUCUGAUCCGGGAGAGUGAGAGCUCCCCGGGGGAGUUCUCAGUCUCUGUGAACUACGGCGACCAGGUGCAGCAUUUCAAGGUGCUACGCGAGGCCUCUGGGAAGUACUUCCUGUGGGAAGAGAAGUUCAACUCCCUGAACGAGCUGGUGGAUUUCUACCGCACCACCACCAUCGCCAAGCAGCGCCAGGUCUUCCUGCGGGACGAGGAGACCCCGCUCAAGGCCUCCCAGGCCUGCUUUGCCCAGGCCCAGUUUGACUUCUCGGCCCAGGACUCCUCACAGCUUAGCUUCCACCGUGGGGACAUCAUCGAGGUCCUGGAGCACCUUGACCCCCACUGGUGGCGGGGCCGGUUGUGCGGACGAAUUGGGUUCUUCCCUCGGAGCUACGUCCAGCCGGUGCAGCUGUGACCGGGGUGCAGCCCGGGGACGGGGGCAGAGCCUGCAGUCCAUCCAACCACCAGACACUGAGCUCUGGA
Molecule: messenger RNA, 865 nt
Organism: Neogale vison (American mink)
Lineage: Eukaryota; Metazoa; Chordata; Mammalia; Carnivora; Mustelidae
Gene: GRAP
Product: GRB2 related adaptor protein
Exons: 6
Coding region: 144-797 (217 amino acids)
Molecular function (GO): protein binding
Source: RefSeq, a predicted model, not a curated record